AUGAAGCUCCCCUCCGUUUUUCUGAUCGUCACUCUCGCCCUCACAUCUGUGGAAGCAUGUGCGAGCUACAAGCACUGCUGGUGUCUUCGAAAUGACAUUGAGUACCAGGGCAAGAUCCAGAGCAACAUUGCUUGGGACGACGACACCACGAAGGCGUGUCAGGCAAAUGGCGGCGGGGGCGUGACUGGGUAUUACGGGCAGAACUUCAAGGAGUGCUACCGAUACGUGAAGCGCACAUGGCGUCUCGACGGCGCUAUCGACAACUGCGACUGGAACAAGGUGAGUGAGGCUCAGAAGGCUGGUGAGCGAGAUGAUGCUAACCGUCUCGUGAAGCACUGCAUUGCCGCCGGCAAGGCUGCUGGCGUGAAUGCGUAUGGCGUGUGUCGUGACAAGAUCUCCGGUUUCCAUUGA
Colletotrichum higginsianum IMI 349063 is the source of this 411-nucleotide messenger RNA. RefSeq names its product EC65 protein. NCBI's taxonomy places the organism in Eukaryota, Fungi, Ascomycota, Sordariomycetes, Glomerellales, Glomerellaceae. The transcript is spliced from 3 exons. Bases 1 to 411 code for a protein of 136 amino acids. The record is from RefSeq and is a predicted model, not a curated record.